AUGAGUCAAUCCGUUCACGAUCUUCGACUAGCGUUACGUGAAAGCGCGAAAAAACUAGACGAUACCGAGAAACUUCUAAGUAAACUUCGGAUCGAUUUCGACCAUCAACUACGAAAAAAAGAUGAUGUCAUAUCAAUGAAAGAGUUAAUUAUCAAAGAAAAAGACGCUUACAUUCUCAAACUUGAAGAAGAGAUUUUCAAACAUGAUCCAACAUUCAUAUCCGCAACAGAUCUUAACAAUGGAACGGAUAUUAUUUCCUCGCCGCGAACAUCGUUUCUCGAUGUUUCAUCGCCCAAACCACGAAUAAAACGAACAGCCAUCAGUGCCGAAUCAUCCGCUCAACAGAACAAAUCCAAAGAUUUACGAGCUGUCCUUCAAUCCUAUAGCAAAUCUGAUCGAACGAAAGAUUUCUUACGUGAUGCAUUAUUAAAUAAUGAUUUUAUGAAAAAUCUCGAAACAGAUCAGAUUAUGUCCAUUGUGGACUGUAUGUAUCCGCUGGAACAUAAGGUUGGCAGUUUAAUUAUCAAGGAAGGUGAUGUAGGAAAUCUUCUUUACAUAAUGGAAGAGGGUACGGUUGAAGUUCGUAAACUUAGUAAAGUAUUAACAACAAUGGGCCCAGGGCGAGUUUUUGGUGAAUUAGCUAUUUUAUAUAAUUGUACUCGAACUGCUUCCAUCAAAGCUCUAUCGAAUUGUAAACUCUGGGCAAUUAAUCGGCAAACAUUUCAAGCUAUAAUGAUGAAGGCUGGUAUGCAAAAACAAGCCGAACAUCUCGAACUAAUGAAAAAUAUUAAGAGUUUUGAAAAAUUACGCGAAGAUAUUCUCAGUAAGAUUGCUGACACAUUAGAUGAAGUAAGUUACGCCGAUGGAGAGUACAUCGUUCGACAAGGUGCAAGAGGUGAUACGUUCUACAUCGUCUCUAAAGGACGUGCUCAAAUUACGGAAGCAAAAUCGAAAUGGGACGCACCUAUUUAUAUUCGACAUCUUGGACGUGGUGAAUCGUUUGGUGAACCAGCACUUCAAUCAGAAGAAACUCGACCAUUCAAUGUUAUAGCCGAUGAUCCAAAUGGCGUCACGUGUUUAGUACUGGAUCGUCAAAGUUAUCGUGAGAUGAUUGCAAAUGAAUUGUCACGUUUGAAACGAGAAGAAUCAUUCAAAUAUCCACGUCGAAAUAUCGAUGAUGAACGAGAUUUGAAAAAUCUUCGUUUGGUGGAUAUUGAAAUUAUUUCCACAUUGGGCGUUGGUGGUUUCGGUCGCGUAGAAUUGGUUCGAGAUAUGCGCAAUUCGAAUAAAUACAGUCUUAAGCAAAUGAAAAAACAACAUAUUGUUGCUUUGAAACAACAAGAACAUGUAAUGAACGAACGAAGCAUCAUGAUGGAAACUCGAUCGGACUUUAUUGUCAAACUGUACAAGACAUUCAAAGAUCGAAAAUAUCUCUAUAUGCUAUUGGAAUGCUGUCUCGGUGGUGAAUUAUGGACUUUGUUGCGCAAUCAAGGAAUCUUCGAAGAACCUGAAGUUCGAUUCUAUAGUGCUUGUGUAAUCGAAGCAUUUGCCUAUUUACACAACAAAGGCAUUGUUUACCGAGAUCUCAAACCUGAAAACCUUCUAUUGGAUGACAAAGGUUAUUGUAAAUUAGUUGAUUUCGGCUUUGCCAAAAAAGUAGGUCUCGGCAAAAAAACUUGGACAUUCUGUGGUACACCUGAAUAUGUUGCGCCAGAAAUUAUUCUGAAUAAAGGCCAUGAUAUGGCUGCUGAUUGUUGGUCACUUGGUAUAUUGAUUUUUGAACUGAUCAAUGGAAAUCCGCCAUUUUCCGGUCCAGAUCCAAUGAAAACAUAUAAUGUUAUCUUAAAAGGUAUCGAUGCCAUUGAAUUUCCCCGUCGAGUUUCGAAAAUGGCGGCGGCAUUGAUCAAACGCUUGUGCCGAGAGAAUCCAGUCGAACGUAUUGGAUAUCAAAAGGAUGGAAUAAAAGACAUUCAAAAACAUCAAUGGUUUGAAGGCUUCAGUUGGGAAUGCCUGAAAAGUCGAACAUUAGUCGCACCUCAUAUUCCUAAAGUUGAACACGAUGCAGAUACAUCAAAUUUUGAUGUCUUUGCUGAAGAUGAAGGUCCAGAACCCGAGGAUGAUCUUACCGGUUGGGAUAAAGACUUCUAA
Molecule: messenger RNA, 2148 nt
Organism: Adineta ricciae
Lineage: Eukaryota; Metazoa; Rotifera; Eurotatoria; Adinetida; Adinetidae
Source: the annotation of a GenBank genome assembly